Messenger RNA from Trifolium pratense (red clover), 1625 nucleotides. Its product is annotated as probable serine/threonine-protein kinase PBL23. Lineage: Eukaryota; Viridiplantae; Streptophyta; Magnoliopsida; Fabales; Fabaceae. The coding region runs from base 185 to 1402 and encodes 405 amino acids. The record is from RefSeq and is a predicted model, not a curated record. Gene Ontology annotation, molecular function: protein kinase activity; ATP binding. Gene Ontology annotation, biological process: protein phosphorylation. The transcript is spliced from 6 exons.
AUCAUCAUUUUUUUGUUCUUAUUGUAAGCGCCACAAAUAAAAAGCUGAGUGAGAAAAUGAGUGAGAGUAGAGUGAGUCAAAGUGCCGUCUUCGAACUUUGAAAGCUCAAAAUGCAACUUCUUCUUGCUUCUCUCACCACCCUUUAAGCCAUUUUCCACUGUUAAAGUUUUUAGCUUCUUCAAAAAUGGUGGAAGAUAAAGAUUAUGGAAGAAAGGCCAAGAUUGCAGUUGUAGCAAUUGUUGUACUUGCUUCUGUUGCUGUCUUUGCUUCUUUUGUUGCCUUUGCUUACUAUUGUUACAUCAGUAACAAGGUUUCCAAGCGUAGGCGCAAAAACCAUAAAGUCGAGGAUGCCAAUGUUAACGAGAAAAGUGACUUUGCAAACCUGCAAGUUGUUGCCGAGAAAGGACUUCGGGUGUUCACUUUCAAGCAGUUACAUUCUGCCACCGGAGGAUUCAGCAAGUCAAAUGUGGUUGGUCAUGGUGGAUUUGGACUUGUUUACCGUGGAGUUCUCAAUGAUGGAAGGAAGGUUGCGAUUAAAUUGAUGGAUCAAGCUGGAAAGCAAGGAGAAGAAGAGUUUAAAGUCGAGGUUGAAUUGCUAAGUCGGUUGCAUUCUCCAUAUUUGCUUGCAUUGCUUGGAUACUGCUCUGAUCAUAAUCAUAAGCUGCUGGUGUAUGAAUUUAUGGCGAAUGGUGGCCUUCAGGAACAUCUUUAUCCUAUCAGCAAUAACAAUUCGAGUGUCGUGUCUGUUAAUCUAGAUUGGGAAACUCGAUUAAGAAUAGCACUUGAAGCUGCCAAGGGUUUGGAAUAUCUUCAUGAACAUGUCAGUCCUCCUGUGAUUCACAGAGAUUUUAAGAGCAGCAACAUCCUCUUGGACAAAAAAUUUCAUGCUAAAGUUUCUGAUUUUGGAUUAGCAAAGCUUGGAUCUGAUAGAGUCGGUGGACACGUUUCAACUCGCGUUUUAGGCACUCAGGGAUACGUUGCCCCCGAAUAUGCACUAACAGGGCAUUUAACAACAAAAUCAGAUGUGUACAGUUAUGGUGUUGUACUUUUGGAGCUUCUAACCGGCAGAGUGCCAGUUGAUAUGAAGAGACCUCCGGGAGAAGGCGUACUCGUUACUUGGGCUUUGCCACUUUUGACUGAUAGAGAAAAGGUUGUAAAGAUUAUGGAUCCAUCAUUGGAGGGGCAGUACUCAAUGAAAGAUGUUAUCCAAGUAGCGGCGAUUGCGACAAUGUGUGUGCAACCAGAAGCAGAUUAUAGGCCUCUCAUGGCUGAUGUUGUGCAGUCUUUGGUUCCAUUGGUGAAGACUCAAAGAUCCAACUCAAAACUAGGCAGCUGCUCUAGUUUCAAUUCCCCUAAGUUGUCUCCUGGCCCUACUCAAUAUCCAGUUAAUGCAAAUAUGUAAUGUAUAAUCAAUAUUUAAAUGAAGGCUAAUCACCAGAAUUAGAUUUGUAUGCUUUGGUAGUCUAUGGUUUCUUUGUAACCUUAAAGACUUCAACCAUAUAUAUGGACUAUGGUGCCCUUUUGUAAGGAAAAAAUGAUGGUUUUAAAUGGUUCAAGUUGAUCAAAGAUGGUUUAUAUAUUUUAAAGCAUGAAGAAAUGCACACAACUCAAUCACUUUUCUUCAA